Molecule: messenger RNA, 234 nt
Organism: Lactuca virosa
Lineage: Eukaryota; Viridiplantae; Streptophyta; Magnoliopsida; Asterales; Asteraceae
Source: the annotation of a GenBank genome assembly
AUGAGCGUCUUCUUCCUCGGUACAGAAUACAGUCAUCCCGUUUUGAAAACAAGGAAAAACCCACGAAAUUUCACGCUCUUUCGUUUCACCCAAUUGAAUCGAUUUUAUCCAUAUUUCGGGUCGAUCGAUUCCACUUUCAGGUUGUUUGUGUUCUUGAACGGCGACACCAUCAACGACGGAGAACUUUUAACGAUUUCUACUUGUCGAUAUUUGAAUCGAGAAUUUGAGCUUUAA